Sorex fumeus (smoky shrew) is the source of this 1125-nucleotide messenger RNA. RefSeq names its product ERCC excision repair 1, endonuclease non-catalytic subunit (gene ERCC1). Gene Ontology annotation, cellular component: ERCC4-ERCC1 complex; nucleotide-excision repair factor 1 complex; nucleus. Gene Ontology annotation, biological process: UV-damage excision repair; mitotic recombination; meiotic mismatch repair. The record is from RefSeq and is a predicted model, not a curated record. The coding region runs from base 174 to 1112 and encodes 312 amino acids. Lineage: Eukaryota; Metazoa; Chordata; Mammalia; Eulipotyphla; Soricidae. Gene Ontology annotation, molecular function: single-stranded DNA binding; damaged DNA binding. The transcript is spliced from 10 exons.
UGCGGCGGGCCCAGGGCCGUGCUGGCCGCCUCGGAGGUGAAAACGCCUCGAUUCCUUGUGUGUUAUUUUUCCUGGUAGCGCGGGGGACAGGGAGGUGAGUUCCCGCUCCACUGAGACCGUCGGUGCAGUGACUUAACGAGGGGAGACCAUCGAGGCCCCUGAAAGAUCUAGGGAUGGAUGAGGAGAGUGUGCAGCCACCCCCAGGGCCGUCCCCCAGGAAGAAGUUCAUCAUUCCCCUGGAUGAGGAAGAGAUCCCUCCGGCCAGGGCCAAGCCCUUGUUCAAAUCCACCCGGAACCUUCCCAGCACAGACCCCUCGCCUGUGCCAGCCUCCCUGAGCUACGCUGAGUAUGCCCUCUCGGUGCCCCCCGGAGCACCUGUACCCUCCGGAGCACCUGUGCCCCCACGGCUGCCCGCGGCCCCCGAACUCCCCACGGCAGAGCCCCCCAACCAGGCACCCAAACCUGCCGCCAAAUCCGGCAGCAUCAUCGUGAGCCCCCGGCAGCGGGGCAACCCCGUGCUGCAGUUCGUGCGCAAUGUGCCCUGGGAAUUUGGAGAGGUGCUCCCUGACUACGUGCUGGGCCAGAGCACCUGUGCUCUCUUCCUCAGCCUCCGCUACCACAAUCUGCACCCUGACUACAUCCAUGAGCGGCUGCAGAGCCUGGGCAAGAACUUCGCGCUGCGGGUCCUGCUGGUGCAGGUGGAUGUGAAAGAUCCGCAACAGGCCCUCAAGGAACUGGCCAAGAUGUGCAUCCUGGCCGACUGCACCCUCAUCUUGGCCUGGAGCGCCGAGGAGGCGGGCCGCUACCUGGAAACCUACAAGGCCUAUGAACAGAAGCCGGCGGACCUCCUGAUGGAGAAGCUGGAGCAGGAUUUCAUCUCCCGGAUGACCGACUGCCUCACCACCGUGAAGUCAGUCAACAAAACGGACAGCCAGACUCUCCUGGCCACUUUCGGGUCUCUCCAGCAGGUCAUCGCAGCCUCGAGGGAAGACUUGGCCCUAUGCCCCGGCCUGGGGCCCCAAAAGGCCCGGAGACUCUUUGACGUCCUGCACGAGCCCUUCCUGAAAGUGCCCCCGGACCCUGCAGACAGGGGGCGCCCACCGCAACAAUAAAGCACUUGGGGGC